CUCCAGUGUAAGCUAGCUCACCAUGACGAUUAUCUGCUGGGAAUGAACAUGAGGCAUAUCUGGAUGGAAAAGACAGAGCCAUGGACAUAAGUUUCCAAUGGCUGUGAAUGCAUCAAAAUGGUUAGUCCCGACUGUGGACCCAGAGCUGGACUCCUGCAGUAAUUACACUGAAGCCUGGCUGUGGCUGUCCUCCCUGCAGCCGGCCUACCUGGGUUUGAUCAGUGUCGUGGGGUUGGUGGGAAAUGGCCUUGUUCUCUGUGUGUUCUGCCUGCAGAGGAAGCCCUGCACUGUGGCUGAUGUCUACCUGGGGAACCUGGCAGUUGCUGACCUGGUCAUGAUGUCCUGCCUUCCCUUCUGGGCUGUCACUAUUGCCCGAGGCUACCAGUGGGACUUUGGAGAGGUCCUCUGUAAGCUAGUCAAUAUGGCCAUCUCUAUGAACUACAUCUGCAGUGUUCUGUUCCUCAUGCUGGUCAGCAUUGACCGCUACCUGGCUCUGGUGAAGCCCAUGAGUACCAGCCGUCUGAGGAGAGCCACCUGGGCCAAGCGUAUUUGCCUGGGGAUCUGGAGCCUUGGUUUCCUCUUCACUCUGCCCAUCCUGCUUUUCCGCACAGUGAUGUACAUAGAGGAUCCCAGUGUGGAUGCCUGCAUUUUGGCCUACCCCCACCCAGUGUGGAGGUUGCACCACAACAUCACCAGGAUUGUGUUGGGCUUCCUAAUCCCUGUCCUGGUGGUAACUUACUGCACUCGUCACAUUGUGACUGCGCUGAAGGAUCGGGGAACCAGAGGACUUCCCGAGGUGAGGGCGGAGAGGAAGGCCACCUACUUGGUCCUGGCCGUGCUGGCCAUCUUCCUCUUCUGCUGGACACCGCACCAGGUGAUGCGGUUUCUUGACACUCUGGAUUACUUCCAGGUCACACCUGGAUGCCUCUGGGGUCAUGUCCUGGACAUUGGCAUACAGCUGUCCACAUAUCUGGCGUAUAGCAACAGUGCUGUUAAUCCCUUCCUGUUUGCCAUUGUCGGGAAGCAUUUCAGGAGAAGGGCAAAAGAGGUGUUUGGAAAAACUUUGAACCCCUGGUCAAAAGACAUGACCUACCUGAAUGUGAGCUUCACCUCAACGAACAGACUCAAUGAAAUAAGAAAAACUUGAAAAAUCUGGGCUAAAACAAACUGUAUCAUGAUCAGUGGCUGUGAAAGAACACUUUAUUGUGAUCACUUGAUGAGAGUGAAUGAAUUAGUAUUUGCCUGCAGUGAUUAACUUUUAAGCUGUUCUAAUUGAUUUUUUUGGACACUUGGGGGCAGUGGAACAAGCUGACAUAUUUUUCACCUCCAUAAAGCAGACGCAUGGCAACAUUAGCAUUAAUUUCUGUUUGUGUCCACCUGAUGAAUAUAACCACUUGCACAACUUGCUCUGCUAUUUUGGCAGACUGUUUUUGUUGAUGCAAUCCUGGUCCCUGCAACAGCGCAGUGCAGCCUGGAAGCAAAAUGCAAAGCUUGGUUUGCAUAGCUUGGUUCUCAUCAUUAGCAAAAUGAUUCACCAGCGGUGAAUGUCAACUAUUUAUGAGUGUCAAAUUGCAAGUGCCAAUACUGAUACAUUUUGGAGGUAAUGAUUUGAAAAAACCCCCUGCAUGUUUAAUCAUCAUUAACAUCACAAGUAUAAAAACUUUUCGCUGUGGAAAGGAAGUUACUUUUUUUUCCCCUUUUUGUACAAAUAAACCCAAAAUAUUUUCUUUAUGACUGGGCUCCUGUCGUCCACUUCCCACUUCUGGAUGUAGUGAAGGUCCAGUUUCAGCACAGAGUUUGGAAAAACCCAACAGUCGGAAAUUGUUAUGCACGAAUAAACACACACGUUGACAAGUGCUUUACUAUUUGCUUAAUAUUUAUUUCAGGAACCUAAAUAUACAGGAAAAAAAUUAUUUAUACAGGAAAAAAAACAGUGGCACCAAAAUUACGACAUUUUAGAGCUCCUCCUAAAUUUCUCAAACGAGGCUUUCUGGGGAGCUCAUGUCUCUUUCAGGGGAACCAAGCUCCUUGUAGCUCCCCUGUAUUUUGAACCCUGUCUAUUUUUAAUAUAAAAAAUGCUUAUUAGUGCAGCUUUAACUAAAGCCUCUUGUUGUUGUAGUUUGGGUGUUGUCACUUCCUGGUUUAUUUUGUAGUAGUCUCCUUCCCUUGUGUGUCUUGUGUUUUUACUUCCUGUCUGUGUUUUCCCUCCAGUUUUGAUUGUUGGUCCUCCCUUGAUUGUUGGCACCUGUGUCUUGUUAUCUCACCUCCCCUAGGGUAUUUAGUCUUGGUCUUUCCUUUGUUCUGUCGGAUCAUUGUUGUACACAUGGUGUUGUUCCUUGCCGAGCCCUUGAUUAUUGGAUUCUUUAUUCUCCGGUGAACCUUGUUUGGAUUUUGGAUUUGUGGAUUUGGCCUGCUCUCCUGUGAACUGUGUUCCCCUCUUGGACUCACUCCCCUGCUUUCACCCAUGCUAUCCGGUACUCAUCUGCAUUUUGUCUGCUCAUUACCUGUCUGCUCACCUCUGCCUGUUCUUGCCUGCAUUCCACCCCACAAUAAACACGGUAGUCAUCCGGCUACUUCACCCUGAGACUGCUUCCUCGUCAUCUGCUUUUGGGUCCACAUACCUCCAUAUAGCACCUCGCCUUACGACACUUGUGACCAAACAAGGUAUGCAUUGAUGUCAAAUGUUCCAGAUGAUUCUUAUUGAGUUGUAAUUACCGGAGGCCAUAUGCCUCAGUAAUAUCAAGGGACUUAUUAGCACAAAUAGUCCACUUGGCUCUGUGUCUUGUCCCUUUGCCUUGUCUUAUUGCGUUUGUCAUGUUGUUGUGUUUUUGUUGACAAGCUGUGAAUUAUCAUCUUAAACAGACUCAUUUACACUGCAAAAUCUUGAACAUUUAUGAUGUAAUCAGUACUAAAUAUCUACUCUUGAGUGCUGAAGAUCCCAAUGUAAUCCAUAAAGACUUUAAUUGUCUCUGAGUUUCUUCUGUCUAUGACCAAGUGCAUAAUUAUGAACUAUUCAAGAUGUGCACUGUGAAGGGAACGUAUUGGAAUGUUAUUAAACUGAAGGAAGUUCAGUUCACGUUAAAAACAGUUGUGGUGCUCAUAAGAGAAGCAGUUUAUUAAAGAUCCAAUUUACUUAGUAUUUGUUGUCACUCAGUUUUUAAUCAAGGUAUGUUUUGCCUUGGGUGGGCACAGAAGAUGGAAUUUAUGCAACUUAUCAAAUAUUUUGGCAGUUUUAAAGGUCCAGUGUAUAACAUUUAGGAAUAUAAUAUUUAUAAGUAUGUUUUAAUUUGUGUAGGAGGGAAGGAAGGGGAUGGUGAUGCGACUAGAUGCCACUAAAUCCUACACACUAGACCAUUAAGUGCUAAAGCCAACAUAUAAUUUCAACAGUGAAAGUAAUUAUCUCACUAUUAUUGGCUGUAAUAGUUAUAAUUAAUAGAACUGUGACAACAAGAUAGCGUGGCAAAGCAAACAUUUCUUCCAAUAUAUCAUUAUGGAACAUGUCUACUGUCUGAUUUGUGCUAUGAAGCAAAGGGUAAGCCUGGUGACAUUCUAUUAUUUUUAUUGUCAAAAAAAUCAUGUGCAGAACAAUGAAUUGAUCCUACUACUGUGUGUGUAUCCAAUAGGGGUAAAACGCAAAGCUAUCUGUAUAUGUAUUUGUAUCUGUUUAUGUCACAAUUGAUUAUGGCAUUCUUUUAGAUAGACUGAGGCACUGGGUGGGCAUAUCUGGCACUGCACUAGACUGGUUAUCAUAUCUGUCCAAUAGGAAAUUCUGUGUCACCAUUAAUAACUUCAUGUCAUCCUUU
This is a messenger RNA of Siniperca chuatsi (mandarin fish), 3803 nucleotides long. RefSeq names its product B2 bradykinin receptor-like. Gene Ontology annotation, biological process: G protein-coupled receptor signaling pathway; immune response; vasoconstriction. Gene Ontology annotation, cellular component: membrane. The transcript is spliced from 2 exons. Lineage: Eukaryota; Metazoa; Chordata; Actinopteri; Centrarchiformes; Sinipercidae. The record is from RefSeq and is a predicted model, not a curated record. Bases 98 to 1147 code for a protein of 349 amino acids. Gene Ontology annotation, molecular function: bradykinin receptor activity.